CUCUUCUUUUUACUGUAUAUAAUCAAUGUCUGAUACUACCAGCGAAGAGAAGAAAUCUCGAAGACCCGUUGAUGGCGCUUUUCGACAACAAAGAUUAAAGGCAUGGCAACCUGUCUUGACGCCAAGAACAGUUUUACCCACCUUUUUCAUUGUGGGUAUACUUUUCAUGCCUAUUGGAGGACUUUUAUAUUGGUCCAGUGGCAAGGUGAACGAAAUUAUGCUCGAUUAUUCAACAUGCGGUUUAUACGAUGAACCCAUCUAUAUGGACGAUUCCAAACAUAGUUUUCAAUUCUCGACUUCUUUUGACGCCAGCACAUUAACGGCGCCCAUAUUCCGAUACGAGAAUGUCAGCGAUUUUUUGGACGCUGACUGGAAAAAUCCCAACCAAUUAACUAUUAAGCGAUGUGUGAUUGAUUUUAGCGUGCCUGAGACGAUGACAGGUCCUGUCUUCAUGUACUAUCGUCUGACAAAUUUCUACCAAAAUCAUCGCCAAUACAUUAAGAAUUACGACGCUGGACAGUUAGGUGGUGAGAUUGUGAAUUCAGUGACACUGAAUACCAAUUGUGGACCCAUUGAUGUCAAUCCAGACUCGGAUCUCGUAGUAUAUCCAUGUGGAUUAAUUGCUAAUUCCAUGUUUAAUGAUACUGCUUCUGAUUUAACGUCCUUGACAUCUUCGGAUACCUAUACAUUUCAGAGAACAGGCAUCGCUUGGCCCACAGACAAAAUGAAGUAUAAACCUACGACCUAUCCCACUGCGGAUAUUGUUCCUCCUCCCAACUGGGCCUCUCGUUAUCCCGAUGGUAAAUACACAAAUGAAUAUCCUCCUCCCAAUUUAGAAACCAUGGAACGCUUCAUGGUGUGGAUGCAUACCGCAGCUUUGCCUGAUUUCAGAAAGAUUUGGGCAAGAAAUGAUCAAGAUACAUUGAACGUCGGAAGAUGGAGAGUCUCCAUUGAUAUGAGUAAGUUUUUUUUUUUACUGUACAAUGAAAGAGACACCAUUUUAACAUGUACAUGUGACAAAGACUUUGAUACUAGAAUGUAUGGUGGUCAGAAAUGGCUGGUUCUUUCAACCACAUCACCAUUGGGAGGUCGUAACCCAUACUUGGGUAUUGCCUACAUGGCUAUUGGAGCCAUUUCCAUCUUCUUAGGCCUUGUUUUUUCACUUCGUCAUUGUAUCAAGCCUAGAAAACUCGGUGAUCAAAGCUAUCUUUCAUGGAACCAGCCCGGUGGGGGUCUUCCUGUCAACAAGAGGAGCAAAAAAGUCCUUCAUGACAAUUAAAUGUUUUAUUUAUUUAUAUAUGUAUU
This is a messenger RNA of Mucor mucedo, 1305 nucleotides long. Its product is annotated as cell cycle control protein. The transcript is spliced from 5 exons. The record is from RefSeq and is a predicted model, not a curated record. Bases 26 to 1279 code for a protein of 417 amino acids. Lineage: Eukaryota; Fungi; Mucoromycota; Mucoromycetes; Mucorales; Mucoraceae. Gene Ontology annotation, cellular component: Golgi apparatus; plasma membrane; endoplasmic reticulum.